Molecule: messenger RNA, 6835 nt
Organism: Cololabis saira (Pacific saury)
Lineage: Eukaryota; Metazoa; Chordata; Actinopteri; Beloniformes; Belonidae
Gene: ano8b
Product: anoctamin 8b
Exons: 19
Coding region: 213-3620 (1135 amino acids)
Biological process (GO): chloride transmembrane transport
Cellular component (GO): plasma membrane
Molecular function (GO): chloride channel activity
Source: RefSeq, a predicted model, not a curated record
GCAUCCUCCUGCUUCAGACGCACCAGCAGGAUGUUCCGCCGUCGCACCGACAACCUUCACUUCACUUUCAUGCCCCUUUAACACCAUUUCCCCCGGACCUGAACCCCUCCCCUCCUCCCCAUGCGCGGCUCUCCCCCUGAGAUGCGAUACCGCUGCACGAUUUCCCGGAGAAUAUCUUCAUCCUGCGUCGCUCCUCCUCCUCGCUGAUCGAGAUGCCGGACCGGGACGCGGGGACGGCCGCGGCCGCCGCUGGUGCAGCAGCCUCCGGGGACGGAGGCUCCGACGGCUCCGGCGGCUCCAGGCACCGACACCGGCCGCAGCAGGGGGACGCGGAGAGGCCGGACCCGGGCGCUGCGCCCCAACAAAGCUCCUCCGGGGUGCUGGAUAAGCUGUUCGGAAAGCGGCUGCUGCAGGCUGGGAGACACAUCAUGUCUCAUAAGUCUUGGAUGAAAACGGUGCCCACGGAGAACUGUGAUGUCCUCAUGACGUUUGCAGACACUACAGAUGACCACACGUUACUAUGGCUACUGAAUCACAUCCGGCUGGGAAUCCCGGAGCUCAUCAUCCAAAUCCGACAUCACAAACACACCAGAGUCUACGCAUUCUUCAUCACGGCUACAUACGAAAAUUUGCUCCGAGGGGCCGAGGAGAUGGGGCUGAGGAAGGCGGUGAAGCCGGAGUUCGGCGGGGGGACGCGGAGCUUCUCCUGCGAGGAGGAUUACAUCUACGAGAACAUCGAGAGCGAGCUGUGCUUCUUCACCUCCCAGGAGAGGCAGAGCAUCAUUAAGUACUGGUUGGACAAUCUACGUGCCAAACACGGGGAGGCUCUUCAUAAUAUCAGCUUCCUAGAGGGUCAGCCGAUCAUUCCAGAGCUCAGUGCCAGAGGCGUCAUCCAGCAGUUAUUUCCUCUCCACGAGCAGAGGAUCCUCAGCCAGCUGAUGAAGUCCUGGGUCCAGGCCGUCUGCGAGAAACAACCUUUAGAUGAUAUCUGUGACUACUUCGGGGUGAAGAUUGCGAUGUAUUUCGCCUGGCUGGGUUUCUACACCACGUCUAUGUUGUAUCCUGCUGUGAUCGGCUUCGUGCUGUGGAUGCUCACAGAGUCAGAUCAGACGAGCCGCGACAUCUGCUGCGUGGUGUUUGCGCUGUUCAACGUGGUGUGGGCCACCCUGUUCCUGGAGCGGUGGAAGAGGAGGGGCGCCGAGCUGGCGUACAAGUGGGGGACGCUGGACGCGCCGGCCGAGUCCCUGGAGGAGCCGCGGCCUCAGUUCCGGGGAGUGAAGCGCUGCAGCCCCGUGACGGGAUGUGAGGAGUUCUACUACCCUCCGUGGCGGAGGCGUGUGUUCAGGUGGCUGGUCAGCCUGCCCAUCUGUAUCCUCUGCCUCUGCUUCGUGUUCCUCGUCAUGCUCAUCUGCUUUGAACUGCAGGAAUUCGUGAUGGGGAUCAAGGAAAUGCCUCGGCUGGCUCGCUUCAUCCCCAAAAUCAUGCUCGCUAUCACUGUGACCGCAUGUGACGAGGUGUACAGGAAGAUUGCUUGCUGGCUCAAUGACAUGGAAAACUACAGACUCCAGAGUGCCUAUGAGAAAAAUCUCAUCAUCAAAAUGGUUCUUUUUCAGUUUGUAAAUUCUUAUCUCAGCCUUUUUUACAUUGGAUUCUACCUCAAAGACAUGGAGCGCCUGAAGGAGAUGCUUGCCACUCUGCUCAUCAUCCGCCAGUUCCUCCAAAACGUGAAGGAGGUGCUGCAGCCUUAUCUGUAUGAGCGCCAUAAGCUGGGGGAGCUUACGCUGAGAGCCGUGUGGGACCUGCUGAUCUCCGUGCUGCUAAAAUACGGCCGUCUGGCGGCCGGGAAGGCCCAGCUUUCCCCCAGCGACCAGACCAUGCCGGGACCUGGACUGAGGGGAACCAGGCCCGGCCUGGGGCCGUCGGAACGAAGGGAAAAGAAGUGUUUGAACGGCGGAUGCGGGGUGCCUGACGACGAGGAGGGCGGCGAGAGGGACGAGGCCGACAGCGGGAGGUUCAGCGAAGGAGAGACGGAGGAGGAAAGUUUGAUCGACUGCGGUUUGAAGCUGAGGAAAGUCAGCUUCAUAGAGAAGGUGGACAAAAGACCCGCCUGUGGUGGACCCCCCUUGGAAAACAGCUUCAUGGAGGAGGGAAGUCCCACUAUGGUGGAAAAGGGCAUGGACCCUGCCGCUAUGUUUGAAAUGUGCGAUGAUGACGACGAUAAUGGGAUCCACGAUGUGAAGGACUCAGCCAGGGCCGAGGGAGCGGCCGCCGCCGCCGUGGUCGCCAGCAGCGUCUCCUCGCCGCCCUCCGGCGCUGAGGGCAGCACGGCGCUGCGCCACAGAAGAAGAGGGCGGAGCGCCGAGAGGGCGGAGCCCAAGGCCAAGCGGGAGUCGUGGAUAGAUCCUCCGGAGGAGAGAGAGAGCAACACGCUCACUCAGGCGGAGAUGGAGAGCUGCAUGCAGACAUACGCUGACACCUUCCAGGACUACCAGGAGAUGUUUGUCCAGUUUGGCUACGUGGUGCUGUUCUCCUCCGCCUUCCCUCUGGCCGCCAUGUGCGCGCUCAUAAACAACAUCAUCGAGAUCCGCAGCGACGCCUUUAAGCUGUGCACCGGGCUGCAGAGGCCGUUCGGGCUCCGGGUGGAGAGCAUCGGCCAGUGGCAGACUGCGAUGGAAGCCAUGGGCCUGAUUGCCAUCAUCGUGAACUGCUACCUGAUCGGUCAGUGCGGUCAGCUGCAGCGGCUCUUCCCCUGGCUCAGCCCUGAGAUGGCCAUCGUCUCCAUCGUCAUCCUCGAGCACUUUGCAAUCCUCCUGAAGUACAUCAUCCACGUGGCUAUUCCUGACAUUCCCACAUGGGUCCGAGAGGAGAUGGCGAAGCUGGACUAUCAGCGCCGGGAGGCCUUUAAGAAGCAUGAGCGGCAGGCGCAGCAGCAUUACCAGCAGCUGCAGAGGAGGAAGAGGGAGGAGGAGGAGCGGCAGAGGCAGGCGGAGCACGCGGCUCGCAGGGAGCGGGAGCGGGACGACAGCAAGGGCGACUCCUCCGGGGAUCACCACCACGACAAAGGUCACGGCGGCAAAUCCCGCUCGGGGGGCGGAGGAGGCGGCGGCGGCUCCGGCUCCGACAAACCCAAGAGGCCCAGCUCUCUGCUGGCCAACAACAACGUGAUGAAGCUGAAGCAGAUCAUCCCGCUGCAGAGCAAGUUCUCGGGCGGCGCCCGCUCCCCUCAGUCGCCCACCGGCAGCGAGCCCAAGCUGCCCGGGUUCUUGAGCUUUAAGUUCCUCAAGUCCCCUGAGAACAAGAAGGAGGGCGCGGCCGCGGCGUCCUCCGCCGCAGCCGCCAACGCCGCAGCGGCAUCGUCAUCCUCAUUAUCAGGUAGCAGCUCUCAGGAGCGUUCUCAGUCACCCAGCAAGGCCUUCAACCCGGGGAAAUUGUUCAACUUUGGGAAGUCUGAGGGAGGGACGUGCGUGAACGGGGCCUCGGCGCCCUCGUUGCACCCGUCAGAGAGACAGGCGUCCCGGGCGGACCUGAACGGCGUCCCGGACGAGAUCCCUUCGCCGGGAGGAGACGGGUCUGAGAACGGACACGCCGCAGACCUGGACCCGGGCAGCGCUAAAGUCUAGCGACUCCAGCGAAAGGACAACUUUUGCAUUCGGUUAAAUCUCAACUGAAGAGUUGAGGUGCUUACUGUGAGGAAAAAGGCCCGACCCGCCCGCCGCGCUGUCAGAGGCCACGAGUCCCGCUACUCCGGGAGGAAACCGGGAGAAUGAUCAGAGAGGACUGUUUUAGUUUGCUUUUUUUGCAGAGACAAAAAAAAAAGAAGAAAAAUAGGCUUUGUAAGACAGACGUAAGCCCUUCUAUCAUGACCGAAUCAAAUCUCACACACACUCCCUUACACACACACACACACACACACACACACACGACACACUGAUUCUUCCUUGUCUGCAAUACAUAAAGAAAUGCAUGAGCUGCGUUUCUGCUAUUUUAAGCCUUUAAAUCAGAGAGCUUUGUUUCUUGAUUUCUUUUAGUCAGAAAUUGUAAGCAUCUCAGUGGCCUCCUCCUAGGAAGGAAGAAACCCGUUGUGGAGAAAAACGGAUUACGAAACGUAUGCGGUGAUACGAAGGAAUCACCAGCUAUAUAUCAAGUAACAGAGUUCUUUUGUUGUUUUUAAAACUCCAUGGCAACACAAGAGAUGAUUCGAAAUCUUCUUCACUCUGAAUCGUGAGGAGUUCUCGGGCCCUUCACUUUUGUAACGAAGUGGAAAACUGUAAAAGCAAUAUCUGUCAGUGUUUCAAUAAUCUUCAUCAGACAUCACAUCAGCCCUCCAUCUGUUGUCAUCCCUAACAUAUCACCGACUUUCUUUAAAAGCAAGAGCUCCGGGCUCGUCUCCCGUUGGAGAGGAGAGCAGGGCUCAGUCAGUCACGUUGUCAGGAAAAGCUAAAGUCCAUUAGAGGAGAUAGAAAGUAGAAACGAUACAUAAGAAAGUAGAUGAUUGUGAUGUUUGUAAAGUGUGCAGCUUGUUGCCUGCCGUUCUCCAUCCAGCCUGCGAGCGCCUUGUCCACACAGAUGGUGCUUCAGUCCUCCAACUCCGGCCAAACUGGGCCAAACAAUAGCAAGUUACUAAAGUAACUCUUGCACUAAUCCCUGGCGACCUGCACAGAGAGACAUCUCUCUUUCGACACCAGCCUGCCUCAUGAUAUUAUGCAAGAAAUAGUGUUUUGUUUUUUUUUAAUUAUUGUUUUGAUUUCCUUUUUUAAACAGUAUCUUCUCACUUGUCCCAGCUCUUGGCAAGUGUCUGAUGUUAGGCUUUUCAAACAGGCUUCAACGGCGAGCUUUUUGUCCCUCUUUUUUUUCUUUAAAUAUGCUCCUUUUAGAGGUUCCUCUUUAACCAAAACAGUAUUUUUCAUAUUUCACUGUUAACCCAAGAUGUACAGUAUUUUACAAAAGAUUUAGGCACAAAAAAGUGAUCAUUUAAUCUCAUACGAGUGCAGGUAAUAGUUGAAAAAAAAAGGUGAAUAAAUAAAGCAGCAGAAGCUUUUCACAAAGUCCUCCACACAUUUAUUUGUGAAUUCAAGCUGAUUUUUAAUUUUUUUUUGUUCAAAUAAUCUCCAAACGGAUGGUUGGGAAAGCGUGAAAAAAUAAUAAAAAUAAUUAAAAAAAAUUAAAAAAAAAGGGAAAGCGUGACGCCACAUGACGGUGAAAUUUCUUUUGGUGGCUUUUAUUAAAAAUCCCAAACUGUAGAAGUGCCUAAAGCUUUUGCAAGUACUGUAUCAUCAUUAUAUUAUUUUGUAUGUCAACUUUAUGAUAAGAAGUACCUGCCUUCCGAGAAAGCUCCAUCCCCUCCAGCUAAGCAGUAUUUCACCUCUGCAGGGUCUCCAGACGGUGGCGCCAGCUCAUCAGUAAAUAUAAUGUUGUUGCGCCGCUUCUUUCCUUUCAGGAUUUAGUAUUUACCCGUAAAAUCGGCUACUAGUGAUCAGAAUUCAGCAGAGGCAGCGAAGUUUGAGCAUCUGGCUGCAGUUUUAAAGGGAAAUACCUUAUAAAGUCAUUAGAUGACAAUGGGAUUAAAAAAAAACAAAUCAACGAGGCCAUUGCACUGCACUGUGGGUUGAGAAACAGAAACAUGAACUAUGCAUUUCCACACUUUCACCUCUUGCAAUCAUUCUGGCAAUAACACAGAGUUACGUCCCAUCAGACUUCCUGUCACAUAUUAUAUAUAUAUAUAAACAUAUAUGUGACCCAGAACUAACAUGACGUCAUCCAUCGAUUGCUUUUAUAGUAUUUUUUAAAUAAGCUUUUCGUAUUUUGUUGCCAUUUAUGGAGGCUAGUCCAGGUUUAGUCCAUUUCUCAAUGACAUACUUAAAAAAGAAGGAGAAAAAAAAGUACUUUUACAGAUGGGCAAAAAGAUUUAAUGCAAUACAGAAACAGACAAGACAUCAUUUUACUGUAACCCUACAGUGUGUCCUUUUCCUGAAUUGGGAGAUCACUCUUUAUGAUGAUGUAAAAUAGGAAUUGCAAAUGCAGAGAGAAGUGUAAUAUGAUUAGUGUCUUUGUGUUUUGUUCUCACAGGCUGGCACAGGCACGUCGUGAAAGGGAGUCAGAGACGUCGUACCAGGUCUAGGUGGUAGAUUGUAGCGGAGCUCAGUCUCAUGAAAAACCUUGAUUCUUGCAGUAUUUGGAUUUCAGGGAUGAACGACAUCACGAUGCAAUAGAGUCCAUCCAUCCCCAUCAAUACAUUUGUGGAGAAGCCGUAUCAAUAUUGUGAAGGAGAGGCUCGACAGUUGGGUAGUUGCUCAUGCCGCCGCAUCGAGGUGCAUUGGAGUUUAGUCACGACUUCAUGUGUUGGUUCCACCUAAUUCAGGUAAACAAUUUUAAAUUGCAUAGAUAUAAGGAUAAACUAGAUGCAUUUGUACUUUUGGCAGCUGCAAAAUAUUUGGAAUAGAUUCAUUAAAGCAACAGUUUUGAGUUUGGCGGUGAUAACGAGGACAGUGUCUGAACGGCAGAGACUCGCCAUACAUUUAUGGUUGUGUGUCAGAGCAGCCGUGGUUCUUUAGGAAGGCCAGCUACCACGUGAAAUCGGUGCAGGAGGGCUGAGUGGAUCUAGUAAACGGACUGUGUCCUGGAUUUUGGGUUGGACGUGAACAGCUACAUUAAAAACGCGACCCUAACCUCAAAAUUGAGACAUUUUCAUGAAAGCUUCACUGACAAAACAUCCAAUGCUCUUCCAAUGUACCACUGUACAAAAUAAAACUAAACUUGGAGAUGGGAUUAUUUAUUUCUUUUGUCAUAUUUUUGUAAAAUCUGAAGAAUAGUUAAUAAAACUUUCAAAUGCAUUAAA